AUGGCACUAGAAGCACUAUCCUCUAAUGAGUUCCUGAACUUCAUAAUCUAUGACACUAUCUCUGCAACCCCGUAUAGCAGCCAUGACUCCCUAGAGACGGCAAGUUUCUUGUUAGAGAAUUUGAAACCUCAAGGCCAUGGUGUUUCUGUAAAUAGCACUUCACUAAUGACUCAACAAAGAUGCCCGAUGGGACGAGAAGCCAUCGAUAGGAGGCAGAACUUAUUAGCUGUGCAAGGGAAGAAGAAAAGAAGAAGAAAGCCAAGAGUUUGUAAGAACAAGGAAGAAGCCGAGACACAAAGGAUGACACACAUUGCUGUUGAGAGGAAUCGGAGGAAACUGAUGAAUGAGCAUCUUGCCGUUUUGAGAUCUCUCAUGCCUGAAUCUUAUGUUCAAAGGGGUGACCAGGCUUCUAUAGUAGGUGGUGCCAUAGAGUUCGUGAAGGAGUUAGAGCACCUUCUGCAAUCCCUUGAAGCUGAAAAGCUCAAACUACAGCAAGGAUUAACAGGACCAAAUUAUAGCAUUGAAGAUGUUACUACAACCUCAGAGUUUCCACCACCACCCUUUGCACAAUUUUUUGUGCAUCCUCAAUACACUUGGUCUCAAAUUCCUAACAAGUUUACGUCAAAGACUAAAGCAUCCAUAGCCGAUAUUGAAGUCACUUUGAUUGAAAGCCACGCAAAUCUGCGGAUUUUCUCAAGAAGAAGCCCUAGACAACUUUCAAAGUUAGUUGCUGGAUUUCUAACACUUCACCUCACUGUCCUUCACAUCAGUGUGACCACCAUGGACCCAUUGGUUCUCUACUCAAUUAGUGUCAAGCUUGAAGAAGGAUGCCAACUCACUUCAGUAGAUGACAUAGCUGGAGCAGUCCACCACAUGCUUAGAAUAAUUGACGAAGAAGCUGCCCUAUGUUGA
Molecule: messenger RNA, 912 nt
Organism: Dovyalis caffra
Lineage: Eukaryota; Viridiplantae; Streptophyta; Magnoliopsida; Malpighiales; Salicaceae
Source: the annotation of a GenBank genome assembly